ACAUCAUGUCCCAAAUCACAAAUGAACUGCAUUAUAAACCAGAAGAGCCUCCACAAUAUAGUCCAGACUCAGAGUCAGAUCAGGAAUCACAAAUACUGAAUCUACAACGACAAAGUGGGAACGAUAAUCAAUGCAGUACUGUAUGUACCGAUUUAUGUUGUGGUGGCUGUUUUGGCUGCUGCCUGGAACAAACUUGUAUGCGAUCAGAUAAAGAUAUGUUUGGCAGUAUAUUAGCAGUAUUAUGUUGUGGGACUGCUGCUGGGUUAGCAGUGCCGACGUAGUACGAUGACAGAUCAGAGUAUGUUGUGAACAAGCAGGGCUGUGCUGGUUGCUAGAAAAUCGCGUGCAAAAAAUCUUACGUCCUUCUACAAGAAAAACUUGUCCAUUUUAUUAUAUUAUACUAUCAUGAUUAUCAACUGGAGCUACAUUGUUUCAUUAUGGUAAUUACAAUAGGUAUGUUAUAUAAAAGCUUCCAUGAAAGAAAAUAAUAGAGAAUCUCGAGACGGCUGGAGAUCUUGUCAAGUUAGAUCGCUAUUUUUUUUCUAUUCUUGUAAGACAGAAAGAGAUGACAGAUAACGUUGAAUGACAUCCACACGGUAAUUAAUAAAUAUAGUAAAACAACAAAAUAAAUAAAUAGAGGAAUCCUUUUUAUAUCAAGGAUUUUAUUCCCAC
Messenger RNA from Spathaspora passalidarum NRRL Y-27907, 672 nucleotides. RefSeq lists its product as uncharacterized. Bases 6 to 281 code for a protein of 91 amino acids. Lineage: Eukaryota; Fungi; Ascomycota; Pichiomycetes; Serinales; Debaryomycetaceae. The record is from RefSeq and is a predicted model, not a curated record. The transcript has a single exon.